AACCUGUUGCAACUGGCAAUUGUAGCAGCAUGCUCCUAAGGAAGCGCCAGCGACAGGGACCAUGCAGACUUCCGUUCCGGCUGCUCCUUGUGAUGCUGGGAUGCCUCCUGAUGAUGGUGGUCAUGCUGUACCCGCCCCCACCCACCCUGCCCCAGGAUGCCACGGCCCGCACCAGCAAGCGCAGCUCUGAUGCUGGGUACCGCUUGGAUUUUGGAGACUCCCAAGAAUGGGUCCUGGAGACUGAGGAUGAGGGGGAGGAUUAUAGCUUCAUAGACAAUCUACCGCCCUUCAUCUCACUGCGGGAAGAUCAGCUGCUGAUGGCUGUGGCUUCACCCCGAGCCAGGAGGAAUCAGAGCCAGAGCAGAAGAGGAGGCUAUCGGUUCAUCAGACAGGCAAGCAGGAGGCAGGAGGAGGAAGCCUCAGAGGAGGAGGAUGGGGAGGUAGCAGAAGAAGAGGCACUCACUCUGCACAGCCUGGACCAACAGGGCCUCAAAGAGGGGCACAGAGCCCGCAUCCCCCUGCGGAGGACCCUGCCAGAGGCCCGGCAUCCACUGUGUCUGCAGCAGCACCCCGAGGGCAGCCUGCCCACAGCCAGCGUGAUCCUGUGUUUCCAUAAUGAGGCCUGGGCCACCCUCCUGAGAACUGUGCACAGUGUCCUGGACACGGCACCCAGGGCCUUGCUGACAGAGCUCAUCCUGGUGGACGACUUCAGCCAGCAAGAACAACUCAAGUCUGCUCUCAGUGAAUAUGUCACCAGGCUGGAAGGCGUGAAGCUGAUUAGGAGCAACAAGAGGCUGGGUACCAUCAAGGCCCAGAUGCUGGGGGCCAACCGGGCCACAGGAGAUGUGCUGGUGUUCAUGAAUGCCCGCUGUGAAUGCCACUCCGGCUGGCUGGAACCUCUCCUCAGCAGAAUAGCAGGUGACAGGAACCGUGUGGUGUCCCCACUCAUAGACGUGAUCGACUGGAAGACUUUCCAGUAUUACCCAGCCCAGGAGCUGCAGCGCGGGGUGUUGGACUGGAAGUUGGAAUUGCACUGGGAACCCUUGUCAGAGCGUGAGAAGAAGGCUCGACCAUCCCCCAUCAGCCCAGUCAGGAGCCCUGUGGUACUCGGAGAGGUAGUGGCUGUGGAUAGAUAUUACUUCCAAAACACUGGAGCAUAUGACCCACUCAUGGCACUGCAGGGUGGAGAAAACCUCGAACUCUCCCUUAAGGCCUGGCUCUGUGGUGGCUCCGUGGAGGUCAUCCCUUGCUCUCGGGUUGGGCACCUGUACCCAAAUCAGGAUACCCGCACCUCCCUGGACAAGAAGGCCGUCCUGAUGAAUAAGGUCCGCCUUGCUGAGAUCUGGCUGGGCUCCUUCAAAGAAACUUUCUACAGACACAGCCCAGAUGCCUUCACUCUGAGCAAGGCUGUGAGCCUAGACUUCAGGGAGCGAAUAAAGCUGCAAAGGACGCUGGGUUGUCGGACCUUCCACUGGUUUCUGGCCAACAUCUACCCUGAGUUGUAUCCAACAGAGCCCAGACCCAGAUUCACUGGAAAGCUCCGCAACAAGGGUCUUGGAUUCUGCGCAGACUGCCGGGCAGAAGGAGAUACCUUGGGCUGUCCUGUGGUGCUUGUGUCUUGUAGUAACAGGCGACAACAGCAGCGCCUGGAACACAUUGGCAGGAAGGAAAUCCGUUUUGGAAGCCCGCCACAUCUGUGCUUUGAUGUCAAGCAAGAGCAGGUAAUUCUGCAAGACUGCAUCCAGGAAAGCUCAGCCAUCCAUUCACAGCUCUGGGACUUCCAGAAGAAUGGGAUGCUUGUCCACAUUGUUUCCGGGAAGUGCGUGGAGGCUGUGGAUGAGCAAAGCAGCAUGGAUUUGUUUCUGAGUCCAUGCCAGGAUAAAGCCAGCCAGCUGUGGCGGUUUGACCAGGUCCACCCUGUGGAUGAGCGGUGAACACAUGGACAGAGAGGAAAAGACUUUUGACCAUUGCAGUUCUGCCCUAGGGGAGCUGAAAGAGCAUGUAGAUGUCAUGAAUCAGUCCCUUCUGUGCUUGUGCUCCUGGUAGUAGACAAAAGAAAGUUCUGUGAAAGAAUGUAGAGUCUCUCCUUCUCACACCUUAUCUUAUUGACUGCUGACUGUGUAAAACAGAGCCGGGCACCAGUGGCUCAUACCUAUA
Messenger RNA from Dipodomys ordii (Ord's kangaroo rat), 2157 nucleotides. It is a transcript of the gene Galnt15, whose product is annotated as polypeptide N-acetylgalactosaminyltransferase 15. The transcript is spliced from 10 exons. Gene Ontology annotation, cellular component: Golgi apparatus. Lineage: Eukaryota; Metazoa; Chordata; Mammalia; Rodentia; Heteromyidae. Bases 30 to 1934 code for a protein of 634 amino acids. The record is from RefSeq and is a predicted model, not a curated record.